UCUCAGACUAGCUAGACCUGGUGGAGCAGGCAAUAGUGGGAUUACCGGAUGAGGUGAAAUUCCAGCGUAUUAUGAGGUACGUGCUCCAUAGGCACCAUCAGGAGGUACAAAAGGUUGUGGAUGCAGCCCAUGGCAGUUGGGCAAGGUUUAGGGAGAGCAUGCUGCGCAAGUAUCGGUUGGGUGAUGGGUUGCUCACCAUCUCAGAUCUUGAGGGAAUGAACAAGGAUGACUUAACCACGAUAGGGGCCUUCGUACAGGAGUUUAAGAAGAAGGCAAGGAAAGUUCACGGGAUCUCUGAGGAAAGGCAGUGCGCCAUCUUUUUGGGACUGCUCACUGCGUCAGAGGCAGCCGAAUUGACGAGUCAUGGAGGAGGCAGCGCAAAACUUACCUGGGCCAUCAUCGACAGAGGAGUGGAGGAUGAGAGUUUAGACCAGGUAGAGCAGCAUCAGAUGCACCUGCAAAGAAGGAAGAGGAAGGAGAGGGACGCUACUGCAUCAGAGACCCCGGGAGUAAAGAGGAUAGUCACUGAUGUACUUGCGGCGUUGGGCGACGACCAGGAUGCCGAGGCGCAAAAAAAGGUGGUAGCCGUGGUCCAAGGCCGGGGAAAGGAGGCACCUCCACGGAAGAGACCUGAGCCUGAGCAUAGGAAGGAGGUGGUCGAAAUCCAGGAAGAAGAGGAAGAGGAUGAUGACACGAAGGAUGAGAGACUCCGUCAGGAGGAGGAUCGUCAGGAGGAGGAUCGUCAGACGGAACAAAGAGCUCAGAGAAGAGAGGCUCAGGAGAGAGUCGAGCCAGGUCCACAGGACAGGGUGCCCAGGAAGAGAAAGUACACCAUCAGGUUGGAGGAAGACUUCGACGUGGAGAGGAUGGUGGACCGGCUCCUUGAAGGUCAUAAUGACCUUAUGAACUUAAAAGAUAUUCUGGCGUCCGCGCCUAGAUUCCGGGAGGAAUUGAAAGAGCGAUUAUCUCGAAGGCUAGUGCCCAACGUUCAUCUAAGCGCAGUUCUGUCAAGGGAAGUGGGGUGGACACAAGCUGGGACAAGGUUGGAAAGGGAAGUGGGUACGGUUGUACACCUGGACCUGUUGUUUAUGCCAACUGGGAAAAAUGAGUGCAAUUACAUCUUCGAUGCCCGGGAUAACCUUACUGGGUUUGUGGACGGUCGGGCUAUCCGGACGAAGACUGACCCAGUUUUGGCAAAUUGCAACGAGGAGUAUUACCUGCGCUAUCCUUUCGUCAAGGAGUUCGUGAUGGAUCGAGGAUCGGAUUUUACCUGCAAUGAGGUGCGAACCUUACUUGCAGGGUAUGGGGUAGUGGCCAACUAUACCACGGUCGCGCACCCUCAAGCAAACGCUCCUGUGGAGAGGGGGCACAGUACCAUCACGAAUCUCUUGGCUAAGUGGACAGAGGGCAAGCCUGGUCAGCGGCCGAAAUUCCUGCGAGUGGCUUUCUUAAUGGAGAAUGUUACUGUGAAGAGGACUACCAAGUAUGCGUCAGCCACGCUAUGGUACGGGAGGCACACCACCUUUCCUAUAGAAAGCUUUAUGAAGACGUGGAGACGCCAGGACUUGGAAGUGAACCUGCCCUUCGAAGAACUGCUCGAUAUUCGGGCGCGGCAAGUGGGGGCGGCCGAGGAGAGAUUACGAGAGGUCGCUGGUCAGGUAGAGAGAAGCCGCAUGGAGGAUAAGAUGAGGUGGGACCAGAUGGCGCGCGUAAGGAAGGAGCCGUUGGCAGUGGGGGACGUCGUGUUACUGUACGACUCCUCUCUGGAGAAGCAAUGGUCGAGGAAGCUCGACAAGAGAUGGAUGGGCCCCUAUAGAAUUGUGCGAUGCGGCGAAUUUGGGGCAUACCAGAUCGAAGAGCUAAACGGGACGAAAUGGAAGGAUUGGGUAUCCGGGACGAGACUAAAGAAGUCUGACUUUUUGAAGGCAGCCAUGCAGAGGGGCGGGCGGGGCACGCGGCCACGACAGAGACCUCUCGGGGCAUCCGGAGGGGAGGAGCGGCAUGGGCCCUUCAAGAGAGAGCCUACACCCAUGUUUGAUGACAACAACAUCGAGCUCUUCUUGGACGCCUACCGAGAGCAUGCAGCCCAGAGAGGAUGGGACGUGUCUGAGAGGGUACGUCACUUAAGGGGAAUUGGGAGGUUCGAGGAGCCCAUUGCGCAAAUCAGAAAGGAGGCCCUGACUCGGUCGGAGGUAGAGGCGAGGAUGCAGAGAUUGAGAGCUUCGCCUUUGGGGAAUGAUGGGCUACCUAUCCGCUUGGAGGAAGGAAACGUGGAGGAGUUCAUCCCGGCAUACGAACAGUAUAUGAGCGAUCAGGGGGUUCCGAGGGAUGAGUGGGUGCAGGCGCUACUCAUUUGGACCAGAAGAGUGGAGCGUCCACUGGCGAGGCAGAUCCGGGGUCGGGCACGAGACUGGGAGGAUUGUUGGGCUCAGCUGAGGGAGGCGUUCCGGCGGCCGAAACCAGAGAGACCAGAACCCAGGGUUGAUAGAAGACGGCAGAGCAAAAGGUUAAGGGAUUUGGAGGCAAGAGAGCCGGUGGCAUCGAGAGGCGGCCGAAAAGCCUUGGCACAGCGGGAAGGAGGGCAAGCAGGACUAUCUAGGGCAGGGGAGUCCUUCCCUGCUUGUGGCCUCAGGCAGGUGGAGUUCCAUCCAGUCAUGGAGGGAAUGAGCCCUACGGAUCCAUCUGGAGGGGAGCGGACUCAUCCUGAGCCCGAGGCAGAGCCACUCUGGUUGAAGGGGGUAGGGGCGGAAGAUGUUAUUGUGGUGGAAGGUGAUACUCCUCCCGACUCCCCAGCUCGAGUUCAGGCGCGGCGGUCUUGGCCAGAGGGCGUCCCAAAGCCAGACAGCCAGGAGGCCCCAGUACCACCACCAGAAGCCGCUAUGUCACCCAGGCAGGAGGAUGAGGCACGGGGACCGGAAGAAGGGUGGAGAGCUGAGCCCCGCCUAGUCAUUGAUUCACAUUUAGCCUUGCAUGCAACUGAGCACCCUGACAUUGAGGAGCCCAGCCUGGUUGGGCCAUCAUCGGGGCCAGCAUGUACUGAGUCAGAGGAGGGCUCGCAAGUGGUAACUGGGGGAGUCGUGGAGGCAGGCACAGGAAAUGAGCCAGACGAAGGCGCCCAGGCAAAGCGUGCCAAGGAGGCUGAGUGGGAGGGAAAGCUCAAGGAAAUGGCGGCCGCAAUGGAAAGACUUGUCGCUACCAAGGUGAUCGACUGGACUGAGCAGAGCAGGUACGGCAUCCAAGGCGAGGGGGUGCAGGAGCUGUUUGGCCAAGAGGAGGCAGCAGAGGCAUUUCGGCAAGAGAAGUUGGGGAAGGUAUUUCUGGACCCAACUGAGGCAGAGGGAAGAAAGGAAGCCAACAAGGGAAGCUUUGAGUUCAAGGCUCCCACUGAGCUGGCUUCGCAGCAGGAGGCCCCUACUUCGGCAGAUACCCCUAUGGAGGCGCUUACCCAAGAACCCCAACCUAUACCAGUAGAAGAGGGGGCGGCUGAGGAGUCACUGGCGAUCCUUCUGGAUGUACAGGAGGGGACUCUCACUGGAGCGGUGGAGCCUCCGCAGCUUGAGGCGCAGGGGAAGAAGUCGUCACGUCUGGACGAGUUGGUAGCUGCUAUGGAGGUGAAUAUGCCGCCGGAGGAGCCUCAGGAGCAGAGGACCCCGGAGCACGAGCCAGAGAUGGGGGAAUUGAGGGCACACCUGGGCUCGUGGGCCACUGGGACCGAUUCGGGGGGACCAACUACUGAUCAGCGGCAGCAGGAGGCCACGAGCCAGCCUACUAGAGCCGCUACUCCCCAGACUCCGAGGCCUCGCGAGAGUGAGGAAGCGGCUAUGGCAGAGGAAACCCGCGAGGGCAGGCCACUGAGGUUGGAUACCCCUGAGUACCAACCCGAGGGAGAGAUGCAGCGAGGGGAGUCAAGUACCCAGGGAAUCAAAGGAGGAGCUGAAGGACCAUGGCACCUGCCCCAGAGUCAUGAAGCGAGCAAGGAGAGGGAAGAGGCACCUCCGUCGUCAGGGACCCAGGAAAAGAAGAAGAGGUUUCAAAGAAAAUCAGAGACCAUGUGUUUCUACUUCUUGGAUGGCAUGCAUAGGGCCCUGGAGUGUCCUAAGUUCCUCAAGGACAAGGUUGAGGGACGAGUCACUGAGCAGGAUGGCAAGAUGUAUGAUAGACAAGGCCGAGUGGUAGAGAGGGCUCCGGAUGGGGGUCGAGCCCAGUUGUAUAGGCAAAACCAGGAGGAGAUGAGCGAGUAGGGACUGGUUUGCCUAUACGCCAGUAGAGGUGA
This is a messenger RNA of Chara braunii, 4273 nucleotides long. NCBI's taxonomy places the organism in Eukaryota, Viridiplantae, Streptophyta, Charophyceae, Charales, Characeae. The record is from the annotation of a GenBank genome assembly.